Marchantia polymorpha subsp. ruderalis is the source of this 2016-nucleotide messenger RNA. NCBI's taxonomy places the organism in Eukaryota, Viridiplantae, Streptophyta, Marchantiopsida, Marchantiales, Marchantiaceae. The record is from the annotation of a GenBank genome assembly.
CGCCACACGCUCUGCGCCGGGACGGGACGGGGACGGGGUAAGGUGGAAAGGGAAAGGGGACGGGGAGGGAAGCGAGAGCGGGGGGUGGGGAGAGAGCUGGAGCCGGAGUUGGAGAUUUGGUUGCUGCUGCUGCUGCUGCCGCUGCUGGUGGGAUCGAUUCUGGAGCCGGUUUGCGUCGAACCUCGUGCACCUGUGGGCACGGGUGGCGGUUGAGGAAUUUCAUGUCUGCGGAUUACAGCUGCGCCAGUUUUCCACAUCCUCGUAUGCGAGGGAGGUGGUAAAGCUCGGUUGGAUUGCUCUGCCCUGCUCGGCUCUGCCCUCCUGCUCGUGCCCUGCUGCUGCUGCGAGUGACAGUUUGAUUGCCCCGCAUAGACAUAUGACGCAACAACUUCCAGCGGCUCUUCGGCAUUCCAAUUGCUCCCUGUGGUUGCCUCAUGCCGCCGGGGGGUGCCGAGCGGGAGUGGGAGCUCGAGGAAUUCUUGUUUCACCGCCACAUUCGUCCAGACUCUCUCCAGUAAGUCUAGUAUGUUCGAAUGGACGUAAGAAUUUCAAAACAAGGGCGAGUCUGUGGGACUCUCUCAGAUCGGGAUUGCUGAAAACCAGUCCCCCUCCUUCAACCGAACCUUCUGUGCUCGAUGAUGAGGAGGACCCAGAGCCCGAGGCAGAUGAAGUUGUGCUGGUCGAGAAGGUGCAGAAAGAUGGUACCAUAGAGAAGAUUGUAUUUACCUCUGGAGGAGAGGUCGAUGUUUUUGAGCUCGAGCGACUUUGCACGAAGGUAGGGUGGCCAUGGAGACCACCCUCCAAAGUGGAAGCAGCACUAAGGAACAGCUACAUGGUAGCCAGCUUAUACUUGCACAAGCAGACCCCAUCGACAGAGGAGGGAGGAGAACCAGUUGAGAAGAGAGAGCUGAUUGGAAUGGCACGGGCAACAUCAGACCAUGCUUUCAAUGCGACCAUUUGGGAUGUGCUUGUCGACCCAUUAUUUCAGGGACAAGGACUCGGGAAAGCCCUGGUGGAACAAAUGGUUCGAGCUUUGUUGCGUAGGGACAUCGGCAACAUCACGCUCUUUGCAGAUGCUCAAGUCGUGGAUUUCUACAAAACCCUAGGUUUUCAAGCAGACCCUGAGGGCAUCAAAGGAAUGUUAUGGGUGAAAAGCAAGUCUUAAUUGGGAGUUAGCUAACAUGAUUCACUUGCGAUUGCUUGCUAUUUGCAGUCGUGGAUUUCUACAAAGGUCUAGGCUUUCAAGCUGAUCCUGAUGGCAUCAAAGGAAUGUUUUGGUACCCACGAUAUUGAAAACCUGUCUCACUUCAUUCGGCUUAGAUGUGCAACAGAAAUUCCGAGCACCAUUGUAUCCUGUGUAGAAGCUAUUCUUAUCGGGCACUCACCUGUAGUUCCAGAGGAGGUGGGCCUUGAGACUGAACUUUCGUAAAUUAGUAAUCGGUUGUCCCGGACUCUCGGGCAACUUUUACUCUACGGCACUGGAUAGUCUGUAGUUUGUACCAUAAGUGCCAUUAUUGCAUUGUACCUUCUUGACUGCUUGCCUCUUCAUGGAAUACAGUGUCCGCGGGCUGUAACCACAUUCGUGACGCCUGCAGAUUUGCCUUUCCUGUGGAAUAGCAGAAGACCCGUCUUCCAAAAUUCAGAAGUUUUUUUUCCAUUCGAUCUGUUUCUUGAGCAUUGAGCUCGCGUUAUCCAAGUCUGCAACCGCCACUCUCUGAAUCGGGACGACAAAGUGAAUCGUUUCUGCCUGCUCCGCACAGUUGCACAGCAAAACCCCGAGUCAAUGCAAUACUGGGGAGAAGUGGUUUCCCCUUUAUCAGUCACGUUUAUUUGAAUGGAACGUCACCAUCACAAGAGCGGAUAAGGAAACCCUGACAACCACUUCCACUGGUAUCGCAUGAAUGUACCUCUCAACCAUGCCAACGACAUGGGCUACUAAAGCCGCGUGUGCCGCCCCGCCAAACGAGGAGGAAUCGAUGGUGCCCACCAUUGCGCCUACGCCGGAAAGAUAGAGGG